Molecule: messenger RNA, 1054 nt
Organism: Cloeon dipterum
Lineage: Eukaryota; Metazoa; Arthropoda; Insecta; Ephemeroptera; Baetidae
Gene: Sld5
Product: DNA replication complex GINS protein Sld5
Exons: 2
Coding region: 291-977 (228 amino acids)
Biological process (GO): DNA-templated DNA replication; double-strand break repair via break-induced replication
Cellular component (GO): GINS complex
Source: RefSeq, a predicted model, not a curated record
UUUACAUCCGUUUACAUUAUUACAACACCUGACAUUGAACUCAUCAACCUUUCGCAAUUAUUGUAAUUUUCAUUAACACAACGUGUCAACAAACCGUUACAAAUACAUACAUUCCCUGAUCGCACACUUCUCACUUCUCGAUCAUCACUAAGAUACACUCCUCAUUUUUUCGAUUUUUUCCAUAAGCAUUAAUACGAGCAUUACAUUGAAUCGAAGUGUUAAUUGUCGAAAACAUAAUAUUAUCUAGAUAUCCGGAGAUAUCAGCUUGCUGUCAUUUAAAUAUUUUUAAGAUGUCUUCAAUGGACACUCCAUCCAACACGCUCCAAGACUCGGACUUGCAUGACCUUGGACUCAGUGACGACGAGCCGGAGACAGCAACCAGCGUGUUAAACAAGUUCCAGACAGCUUGGAUCAAUGAAAAGCUCAGCCCAGAAAUUCUACCCUAUCAAGGGGAUUACGUGGAGUGUCUGAUGGAGCAAAUUAAACACAUGGACAAUAACGUCCGAAAGCUGGACAAGCGCGACCUCCGCUCUGGUCUGCACGCCUUGGAGUUGAGUCGCAUCAAAUACAUGCUCACAGACUACCUGAGGGUGCGCUUGGAAAAAAUAGAAAAAUACACCUACACAAUCUUGGAGGCCGAGAGCAACAGAAGCGGCGACGACCUUUACUUGUCUGAAGGAGAGUUCCAGUUUGCCAAGGACUUCUUUGGAAACACGCAAACUGCCUUGCAGACAAUCGCCCUGCGCCACUUUCCAAGGCCGCUGGCGUCGUUUGACCCUGCUAAGAUGUCAGUGCAGCCUCCCAUGAACAGUUAUGUUUUCGUGAAAGCCAAAAAGGAAGUGUCAGGACUUAUUGUUCCAACUCAUGAUCCUGAGGAACAGGACGAAGAGCUGGACUUGGAAGAAAACUCUCAACACAUUUUGCCAUACUCAUCAGUUGCAGCACUAGUGAAGGAUGGGACAAUCAUGCUCAUCUGAUGGAAGUUAUUUUAUGUUUAUUCUUAUUGUGUAUGCCCUCCCUGUCAUGAACAUUUAUUAAAGAAGUUAGAAAAAGA